Ochlerotatus camptorhynchus is the source of this 406-nucleotide messenger RNA. Its product is annotated as histone H4. Gene Ontology annotation, cellular component: nucleosome. Gene Ontology annotation, biological process: nucleosome assembly. The record is from RefSeq and is a predicted model, not a curated record. Gene Ontology annotation, molecular function: protein heterodimerization activity; DNA binding; structural constituent of chromatin. Lineage: Eukaryota; Metazoa; Arthropoda; Insecta; Diptera; Culicidae. The coding region runs from base 87 to 398 and encodes 103 amino acids. The transcript has a single exon.
GGAAAGUAUAUAACGGCCAGUGAGCUGGUCCAGAGGGUAUACGUUUCGUUCCAUCCGUUCAGAACAGUUCAAUCUAUCAAGCUACAAUGACCGGUCGCGGCAAAGGAGGCAAAGGUCUUGGAAAAGGAGGCGCCAAGCGUCACCGGAAGGUUCUUCGUGAUAACAUCCAAGGUAUCACCAAGCCCGCCAUCCGUCGUCUGGCUCGCCGUGGUGGUGUGAAGCGUAUUUCCGGGCUGAUUUACGAGGAAACCCGAGGUGUGCUGAAGGUGUUUCUGGAAAACGUAAUCCGUGAUGCCGUCACCUAUACUGAACACGCCAAGCGCAAGACCGUCACGGCCAUGGACGUCGUCUAUGCUCUGAAGCGACAGGGACGCACUCUGUACGGUUUCGGAGGUUAAAUCAACAU